AUGUUUUCCUUCAGAAAGAAAGAAAAUUGUAGCCCAGCUGAAAAGCUCUUAACUUAUUAUGUGUCUCUAGGGUAUAAUGGAUCCCUCCCCAAUGGUGACAGAGGACGCAGGAAAAGCAGAUUUGCCCUUUAUAAGCGACCUAAGGCAAAUGGAGUUAAGCCCAGCACUGUUCACGUGAUUUCUACUCCCCAGGCAUCAAAGGCGAUCAGCUGUAAAGGUCAGCACAGUAUCUCUUACACGUUAUCCAGAAACCAGACUGUUGUAGUGGAGUAUACUCACGAUAAAGAUACAGACAUGUUUCAGGUUGGGAGGUCAACAGAAAGUCCCAUAGAUUUUGUAGUAACAGAUACUAUUUCUGGAAGUCAAAAUAAUGAUGAAACCCAGAUUACGCAAAGCACCAUAUCCCGUUUUGCCUGCAGGAUUGUUUGUGACAGGAGCCCACCAUAUACUGCAAGGAUUUUUGCAGCUGGAUUUGACUCUUCUAAAAAUAUAUUUCUUGGUGAAAAAGCGGCAAAGUGGAAAAAUCCUGAUGGCCACAUGGAUGGCUUGACAACUAAUGGGGUGCUGGUCAUGCAUCCAAAAGGAGGGUUCACUGAGGAGUCUAAACCUGGAGUUUGGCGGGAAAUCUCAGUCUGUGGCGAUGUGUACACUCUCCGGGAAACCCGAUCUGCUCAACAAAGGGGGAAACUGGUAGAAAAUGAGACCAACGUCCUGCAAGAUGGCUCUCUCAUUGACCUGUGUGGAGCCACCCUUCUGUGGAGAACGGCAGAUGGACUGUUUCACACUCCAACUCAGAAACACAUUGAAGCUCUGCGACAGGAGAUAAACGCUGCCAGACCACAGUGUCCUGUCGGGUUAAACACUUUAGCAUUUCCCAGCAUCAACCGUAAAGAUGUGGUAGAAGAGAAGCAGCCUUGGGCAUACCUCAGCUGCGGUCAUGUUCAUGGCUAUCACAACUGGGGACAUCGCAGUGACACAGAAGCCAAUGAGCGGGAAUGUCCUAUGUGCAGAACCAUUGGCCCCUAUGUGCCUCUUUGGCUUGGUUGUGAAGCAGGCUUUUAUGUGGAUGCUGGUCCUCCAACUCAUGCUUUCACCCCUUGUGGACAUGUGUGCUCUGAGAAAUCUGCAAAAUACUGGUCUCAAAUCCCACUGCCUCAUGGUACUCAUGCAUUUCAUGCUGCCUGCCCUUUUUGCGCAACACAACUGUCUGGGGAACACAACUGCAUCAAGCUAAUUUUUCAGGGUCCAAUUGACUGAUAUCACCUUGCAAUGACCACAAUAACAUUUUCUUUAACAAUUUACUGUGAAGAUUUUGCCACUAACUCUAGAUUUUACCUUUUUUUAUAAUGUUAUUAAUAGGGUGGUAGGGUGGGGAUGGGGAACUGACAAGGAAAUUGUGAGGGACUGUGGUGGAAUUGGGAUACAUUGAUACCUGGAACUCGACAGAUAUCAGUGGUGUUGCAUGCUCAAAAGCAGCAUAUUCAUGAAGUCUUCUUGGUCAAAUUGUAGUAUAUUUGUAAUCUUUUUAUUAGUACCCUGGAUCAGAAAAAGGUGUCUUAAUGGUUUUUUUUAAGCUAAGAUUUUUUUAAUGGAAAGGUUUUUUUUCUUCAAAACUUUGACAAGCCUUUAAAACCUAUUUUUCAAAUCUAGAAGGAACAUACAGAAUGUAACUGUCUUUAAUUUGCAAUAUAAUUUAACUUGAAUAGUUUCUCAAGGAGCUAAUACAGAAUGUGUGGACAGCCAUAGGUGAAUGUUCACUAGAGAUAAUUGGAUAUGUAAGAGAAAAAUUAGCUGCCUAAAUUGUAGAGUAUAAAAGCUAUUAAAAUAUCUAUUAUGAUAAAACACAGCUGGCCAAAAAGGCAUCAAGGAUUACUUGAAACUGAGGAAAUCCUGUUUGCAUUGAUUUCCUUUCAGUGUAAUAGAUAUCCACUGCUCAUUAUGUAUGGUAUAUGGCUGAUUCUUUUUUUUUCUUUUCUUUUUUCCUCCCUCCGUUUAACCUGCAUCUGGUGAAACUGCUUUACUUUUUUACAUACUUCGUUCUGGUUUUUAAGCCAAUGUUCUGUAUAUGUGUAGUCUGGCCUUUUUAUUUCUGCUUAACUUAGCUUGCCCUAACUGCUCCUUGCAUGCCCAGGACCAUUGGGUUAAUUG
Messenger RNA from Nipponia nippon (crested ibis), 2148 nucleotides. The record is from RefSeq and is a predicted model, not a curated record. NCBI's taxonomy places the organism in Eukaryota, Metazoa, Chordata, Aves, Pelecaniformes, Threskiornithidae.